AUGCUGAAAGCCUCACUGGCGUGGCACCAGAGCAACGGGGAGCAGCUCGGGAGCAUAAGAGCAGAGAUGGACUCGGUGCGGAUCCUGCUUUACUCUCUCAUCUUCCUGCUCAGCGUCUUUGGCAACCUUCUGAUCAUUGUGGUCCUGACGGUCAACAAGCGCAUGCGCACGGUCACCAACUCCUUCCUGCUUUCGCUGGCGGUCAGUGACCUGAUGAUGGCUGUCUUCUGCAUGCCCUUCACACUCAUCCCCAACAUGCUGGAGGACUUCAUCUUUGGAGCCGCCAUGUGUAAAACGGUCACCUACUUCAUGGGGCUCUCCGUCAGCAUCUCCACCUUCAGCCUGGUCGCCAUAGCAAUCGAGAGGUACAGCGCCAUCUGCAACCCACUGAAGUCGCGAGUGUGGCAGACUCGUUCCCAUGCCUACCGGGUCAUCGCCGCCAUCUGGGUGUUGUCGUUGGUCAUGAUGGUGCCCUACCCAGUGUUCAGCCACCUCAAGUCCUUCCCCAAACCUGACCGAACUACGGGACACAUGUGCCGCCUGGAAUGGCCAAGCGGUGGGGUGGAACAGACGUGGUACAUGCUGUUGCUUUUAAUCUUGUUCUUCAUCCCUGGGGUUGUGAUGAUCGUUGCCUAUGGACUCAUCUCCAGAGAGCUGUACCGGGGGAUGAAGUUUGAGCUGGACCAAACCAGAGAGAACAGUUCACUGAAGAAUGGCGUAAACACCACUGUGACCACCAGCAACAACGACACAGACGAUGAUGGCUGCUACAUCCAGAUACCGAAGAAGCCACCGUCCAUGGAGCUGUCCACCCUCACCACCCCUACUCCGGGCCAUCCUAAACCCAGAGUGUCCGCCGAGCACCCUCGAAGCAAUACCUCGGAGGCUAAACUCUUGGCCAAGAAGCGCGUGAUCCGCAUGCUCAUUAUCACUGCCAUUCUCUUCUUCCUCUGCUGGAUGCCCCUGUACACGGCCAACACGUGGAAGGCAUUUCACAUCAGCUCAGCCCACCGGCUCCUCUCGGGGGCACCCAUCUCGUUCAUCCACCUAUUGAGCUACACAUCGGUGUGCGUCAACCCCGUUAUCUAUUGUUUCAUGAAUACACGCUUCCGCAAGGCGUUGCUCACCACCUUCGCCCACAGCCGUCCGCCCUGCUGUCGGCGCCGCCGGGAGAGGCGGAACGGCGGGGAUGAUGAGAUGACAGUGACGGGGACUAUGGGUCCUUUGUCCAUGUCCAAGAUCAGUUAUACCACAGUGAGCACCGCGGGGACCUACUGAUUCUUUGUGAAGGGGGCUAUGGGUACAGUGUCCAUAUUAGGACAGCCUCAUUCUCUGCAGUACUUCUUCCUAAUAUGGACCCUGUAUAGGGGAACACAGGGGGCUGUAGCACAGGGGGCUGUAGCAGCAACAGGUAGUUGUG
Oncorhynchus kisutch (coho salmon) is the source of this 1420-nucleotide messenger RNA. RefSeq names its product cholecystokinin receptor-like. The transcript has 5 exons. Gene Ontology annotation, cellular component: plasma membrane. The record is from RefSeq and is a predicted model, not a curated record. Gene Ontology annotation, biological process: neuropeptide signaling pathway. Gene Ontology annotation, molecular function: neuropeptide receptor activity; gastrin receptor activity. NCBI's taxonomy places the organism in Eukaryota, Metazoa, Chordata, Actinopteri, Salmoniformes, Salmonidae. Bases 1 to 1278 code for a protein of 425 amino acids.